Molecule: messenger RNA, 640 nt
Organism: Racocetra persica
Lineage: Eukaryota; Fungi; Glomeromycota; Glomeromycetes; Diversisporales; Gigasporaceae
Source: the annotation of a GenBank genome assembly
ACUAGAAAGUAUUUUAUUAGAACUUGAAGAUUUUUUGGCAAAUAAUUCACCAUUCGAUACUAUAUUUUUUAACCAAUUUCAUAAUGAUAUAAUUAAGUAUUGGUCCUUUAUUGAAUGUGGACCUCAUAAGAAACUUGCAAAUUUUGCACUUCACUUAUUUGGAAUUUGCAUUAAUAGCGCUUCUGUUGAGAGAUUAUUUUCAACAAUGGGAUUUUUCCAUAAUAAGCGAAAAAGUAGACUUGGGUAUAAAAAAGUUCUUGAAAUGAAUCAAUUACGAGGCAAACUUAUGCAAGAACGCAAGUUAAAAUCUAUUGAAAAAGCAGCAAGACAAAUUCACAAUCCACAUAUCUUAUUACCGAUAGUUUCUGAUUCAGAAGAAAAUUAUUCAUCUCAAGAUUCAGAUUUGGAACUUGAUCAAGUUAAUGAUAAUAGAACUAAUAAUGAUAUUCAUUGGGAGGUAGUAGUUGCGAAUUGGUUAAUACUUUUAAGAAAUGAGCAGUUUGAAGAAGAUUUGGAUUUGACGGAAAUAGAUGAAACAGUUCAUUCUGCCACUAGCCAAGAAGCUAAAUGGCCUUUAUUACAAAUUUUUCAAGAUAAUAUUAAGCAACCCGAUUCAUAUAAUUUGUUAUUGGGAAAUUAA